This is a messenger RNA of Cetraspora pellucida, 921 nucleotides long. Lineage: Eukaryota; Fungi; Glomeromycota; Glomeromycetes; Diversisporales; Gigasporaceae. The record is from the annotation of a GenBank genome assembly.
AUGAAUGCUAGUAAAGAAAUUAUUAUAAAUGAGGAUACUUAUGAAAGUCCAAGUUUUGAGUUCGUCGGCAGUGAUUAUGGAAUAUGUCUAAACUGUAAUAAACCAAAUACAAGUGCUGAUUGGUGUCUUAUAUGUAAUGCAGAAAGAUUUCGUCAGAAUUUUGGUAAUUGGACAAGUGGUAACGAACAUAUAGAUAAAUUUAUUCAAGAUGCUCAAUUAGAUGCCAUGGAUAAGCGAGAAAUUUUAGAAUGGAUACCUUAUGAAAAAUUAAAACAUGUUACCUACGUUGCUAAGGGCGGUUAUAGUACUAUUUAUAAAGCUAUUUGGACUGAUGGUCCUAUCACAGAAUGGAAUCUUGAAACCCAACAAUGGGAAAGACGUAAAUUUAUGUAUGGUGACAAAUGUGAAUUCAUUACAGCAAUGGAUAAUAUUUUUUCUGGUACCUUUGGAAUCUCGGUAGCUUUGAAAUGUUUACACGAUUCUUCAAACGUUGGUGAGGAUUUCUUGAAUGAGUGGAAAACUCAUUUAAAAUGUUAUAAAGCUAGUAAUUGUUCAUUAAUCCGAUUGAUUGGAAUUACUAAAGAUCCUGUAACAUCAGAUUAUAUGGUAGCAAUGGAAUAUGCUGCUAAUGGAAGUUUAAGAGAUGAAUUGAAAAAAUAUAUCAAUGAUAUUGUCAAUGAUGAAAUUAUAAAUGCGACUUUAGAAUUUAGAGAAGCUGAUGAAAACUUGGAGAGAUUUCAAAAUUAUGAUGAUAAUGUUGAUGAUCCAAAAUUCUUCAAACACCCCGAAGCAUGUUAUACUAGUCGUCUUAUUUCAUUUCCGGGAAUUAGUACUUUAACAAAUACUCAAGAUUUUACUGCAUCCCUUGCUGCUCUUACUUUGGAUAAUUCUGUUGGGGAUCCUGAAGAUGAAAUCUUUUAA